GAAUGACAAGCAGAGGCUUCUGGCUUGGUUGAUGACGACACCUCACUUCACAACACUCAGGGUUAAUACAUUGAAGUCGUCGGUGAAAGACGUUAUAGCAGCAAUAAAUGAUGCCCUGCAGAAAAACCCUGCAUUUGGGACCUGAGGAACAAAGACCAUAAAAAAAAAAAAAGUGGCUGAUGCCUGGAGUCAUCUCGGUGAAGUUUUAAAGAAACCUGUCAAGGAGAUUAAAAGCAAAAAGGAAAUUCUUAUGGUCACAUUUCGUAAACAUUUAAAGAAGAAGCAAGAUUCUAUUCAUUCUGGCUCAGGAGUUGAAGGUAUUUACAAACCAGUUUGGUUUGCAUACCAGCUUAUGGAAUCAUUUCUGCUGCAAAUAUAUACCAACAAGAUUGGUUUGAACUCGGAUACGCAAUCAAGAUCAUCAGAAACAGCUGGCAAAGAAACGGUGGAUGAAGCCGAGGAGACAGAAAAUUAUAACAGCGUGGCGGGUUCCUCGACUCCAAAUAUAGCAGAAGAGCAAAUGGCCACAGCAUUUGGUCAAUUAACGAAUCAGUGUGAGGAAUAUGGAAUUGAUGAGAUGCCACAAGUCUUUGUGCACCCUAAAUUACCAGAAACUGUUGUUGUUUGUCCAUGGAAUGUGAGUGAACUUGAUCUGGAUGUAAAGCAACAAGAAGUAAUUGUUGAUGUAGCUUGUGGCAUUGCAGUUCUAAGAGGAGCUGAUGUUUUUGCACCUGGUGUGAUGGGGAUGCAAACAGGUACACAGAUUGGAGAUAUUGUAAGUGUUUUUGCAGAUGUCUCCAAAAAUUGCAAGAAAGGUUUGCAGUGUGUCUAUCCUGAUGACCAGAAAUAUUUUGUUGGGAAUGGUAUUGUGAGGAUGUCAAGAAGACAACUCUAUGGCAAGGAUGCUCAGCCAACUGGAGUGGCUGUAAGGAUGCUGUCUCGUCCUUCAGGGUGUCCCUCUGUUCCAUCACUUUUGGGUAUGGCAAUCCUGCAGAACCUGCCAUCAAUACUUACAUGUCAUGCACUGGAUCUUUCACCAGGGCAUUAUGUUCUUGAUUGCUGUGCCGCUCCUGGGAACAAAACAUUGCACAUAGCAAGUUUGAUGAAUGAUAAGGGACGGAUUGUUGCUGUUGACAAGACACAGGGAAAAGUGAAUAUUAUUAAAAGAAAAUGUGAAGAGUUCUCUGUGAAAUGUGUGGAAACAUAUGUUGGAGACACUACAAAAUCAGUUCAAACCCCUGACACAAACAUGUGUAAGGCAGGUGAAGAUCACUCCUUGCCGCACUGCCCACUAUUUCCUCCUGAAUCAUUUGAUCGUGUCCUGUUAGAUGCACCAUGCAGUGCUUUGGGGCAGAGGCCACAGUUACGCAAUGAUAUCAGCAUACAACAGUUACAGUCAUACCCUAUUCUUCAGCGUAAACUUUUCAAAGCUGCAUACACUUUGCUGAAGCAAGGUGGUUAUCUUGUGUACAGUACAUGCACAGUGAAUGUAGCAGAAAACGAGGCAAUCGUUGGCUGGGCACUUAAGGCAUACCCAGAGCUUGUUCUUGAGCCAAUAAUACCAAGUAUUGGAGGACCUGGAAUUCCUCAUGCUGGAAACCUGACAGAAGAACAGACUGAAUGUGUUCAGAGAUUUGGCCCACCAGUGGAGGGUUCUGUUAAGGGCUGUGAUACGGACACUGUUGGUUUCUUUAUUGCUCGUUUUCAAAAGAAAGUGCUGCACCACCGUUGAUGGUGUCUGUGAUCUGUAUUCUCUCUGUAAGAAAUUGUAUUGAAGCUUUUACAUUAAAAUUGUUAUGAAAUUCUAA
This is a messenger RNA of Schistocerca nitens (vagrant locust), 1808 nucleotides long. Its product is annotated as tRNA (cytosine(72)-C(5))-methyltransferase NSUN6. The record is from RefSeq and is a predicted model, not a curated record. Gene Ontology annotation, molecular function: RNA binding; methyltransferase activity. Gene Ontology annotation, biological process: RNA methylation. Bases 251 to 1732 code for a protein of 493 amino acids. Lineage: Eukaryota; Metazoa; Arthropoda; Insecta; Orthoptera; Acrididae. The transcript has 9 exons.